Cucurbitaria berberidis CBS 394.84 is the source of this 1011-nucleotide messenger RNA. Its product is annotated as glycoside hydrolase family 16 protein. NCBI's taxonomy places the organism in Eukaryota, Fungi, Ascomycota, Dothideomycetes, Pleosporales, Cucurbitariaceae. The record is from RefSeq and is a predicted model, not a curated record. Gene Ontology annotation, molecular function: hydrolase activity, hydrolyzing O-glycosyl compounds. Bases 1 to 1011 code for a protein of 336 amino acids. The transcript has 6 exons. Gene Ontology annotation, biological process: glucan catabolic process.
AUGUCUUUCAAAGCACUGAUUGUGUCCCUUCCACUGGUUUGGCGCUGUGCUACCGCACUACCCGCUGGCCCUGGAUUCUGGCCGAACGGCACUUCUUCUGAUACUUCUGAUGUCCAGAUUGCCGCAGCGUACGGCCUUAUUGACACGUACGAUGGAAGCAACUGGUUGAGCAAGUUCGAUGUCCAGGCUAUUGCUGAUCCUACCCAUGGCUUCGUCGAGUAUGUCAACGCGCAGCAGGCUCAGCAGCUUGGUCUCCUAAAGACACAGGGAAACCAAGUGUACAUGGGCGUGGACACAACAUCUGUUCUGAAUCCUAAUGGACCAGGUCGGAAGAGCGUCAGGCUUCAAAGCAAGGCAGCCUACAACCGUGCGCUCAUCAUUGCAGACUUUGCACACGUUCCUGGCAGCAACUGUGGCUCCUGGCCAGCUUUCUGGAUGGUAGGCCCAAACUGGCCAAACCAAGGAGAAUUAGAUAUUUACGAAGGCGUCCACCUAAACACCUACAACCAGAUUACCCUGCAUAGCUCUCCCGGUUGCACACCAUCCGUCGGCCCCGGCGGAGAAACAGGCCGUCGCGUUGCUAACGCAGACUGUGGUGCUGGCGGUGGCUACGACGGCUGCGGCGUCAUGUCUAACAGCCCUACCUCAUACGGCACGGCUUUCAAUGCUAACGGCGGCGGUGUAUAUGCUUCACUUUGGACCAGCUCGGGCAUUAAGGUAUGGUACUUUGCGAGCAGAGAUGUACCAGGUAACAUCAGGAGUGGGAAUCCCGAUCCAAAUUCUUGGGGCACACCGGUCGCGAAUUUUGCUGGGUGCGAUUUCAAUGCGAAGUUCAGGGAUAUGAGUAUCGUUUUCGAUAUUACGUUCUGUGGAGACUGGGCGGGUAAAGUCUGGGGCUCGACAACUUGCUCGCAGAUCAAUCCGAGUUGCAAUGCGUAUGUCGCUUCGCAACCGCAGUCGUUCGCUGAUAGUUAUUGGCUUGUAAACUCGAUUAAGGUGUACAACGUCUGA